CGGCAAUGGACAUUUUAGGAUGUAGUCUGUAAACCUUAAAGAAGAAGAAACCCAUAGACGACAGUCUCAAGAUAAAUGUUUCUUCAAAAUGUCGAAACCACAGUUGUUGACUGUGUUUAUAGCCAAGCGAUUAAUAUCGGCAGCCGUGAACAUAUUUGGGAUCGAGGAAAGGAGGAUAGCUCAGUACCAGGAGCCACUAGCAGCAGUGACUGUUGAGAUAAUGGCGGCGGUGGAAACGACGAUAGAACAAGAGCUCUCCAGUUCAAAGCAGGAGAUUGAACGUCUACGGAGGCUUCUUCUGGAGUUGGGAGCAGACCCCCAGCAGCUAACUGUCCCUGAAGAGGAGGUUCCCCCUGAGCAGCAGCACUGUGAGCAGGAGUGGAGCCCCAGUCUGGGGCAGCAGGACACAGAGCCCUCACAGAUUAAAGAGGAACAGGAGGAACUCGGGACGAGUCAGGAGGAACUCGGGACGAGUCGGGAGGAAGAGCAGCUUCACAGACUUGAGUCUGAUUCCACAGAUGUUGUAGAGUUCAUAUUUACUGCUCCUCCCUGUGUGGAAAAGUACUCUGAUCAGGACAGAGAGAGAGAGAGGGACUCUCUACCCACCAACACAACUGAACAGAUCCAAACAGAACCUAAUGGAGAGGACUACAGAGUAUCAGAACCAACCAGUGACUCUCUGCUCCUCUCUGCAGUAAAUCCAGACUGUUCGGCAGCUCACAGUGAAAUCAUUGUAAGUGUGGAUGAGGAUGAGAGCGAGGAGCCUGUGUCAAAGACCCUCAAAUCAAGGAGGGCACAGGCAGAGACAGGACAAAGCUCUCAAGUCCGCACUGAGGCCAAGAAAACCAGUGAGCUGAAAGAACCGUUGAAGUCUCACACAAACAGGAAGCCGUUCAAAUGUCCUGUGUGCGGUAAACGCUAUAAGACACGAGGCGGUUUAAAAACGCAUCAGAGAAUUCACUCAACUGAAAGUAAUCAUCACUGCAAGAAAUGUGGCCAAUCGUUUAACUUGUUGCGACAAUGGAAGAAACAUAUGAAGAAUCACACAGAGGAGGAAUCGCCUACGUGCCACGUGUGCAGUAAACCUUUUAAACUGCCAAACCAUCUGAAAACUCAUAUGAGAUGCCACAGCGUAGAGAAAUCCAGUCAGUGUCCGACAUGUGGAAAACACUUUAAAUCAGCGAAAGAGCUAGAGAUUCACCAGAGAAUUCACACGGGAGAGAAACCGUUUCAGUGUCCGACAUGUGAAAAACACUUUAAAUCAGGGAAAGGCCUAAAGAAACAUCAGAGAAUUCACACUGAAGAUCAACGAUACCAGUGUCCGACAUGUGAAAAACACUUUAAAUCAGGGAAAGACCUAAAGAAACAUCAGAGAAUUCACACUGAAGAUCAACGAUACCAGUGUCCGACAUGUGAAAAACACUUUAAAUCAGGGAAAGACCUAAAGAAACAUCAGAGAAUUCACACUGAAGAUCAACGAUACCAGUGUCCAACAUGUGGAAAACACUUUAAAUCAAAGUACAACCUUAAACAACACAAGAAAAUUCACACCGACGAGAAAUCGUAUCGCUGCAAUGAUUGUGUCAAGUGCUACAGGACAAAGACGGGCUUAGAAGAGCACGUGAGGACUCACACAGGGGAGAAACCUUUUAAGUGUUCCGUGUGUGAAAAGUGCUUUACUUCAACAACCAUUCUAAAACGCCACGAGAGAACUCACAGUGGAGAGAAACCGCACGGCUGCACACAAUGCAACAAACGCUUCCCUGUCAAGUCAGAACUGGUUAAACACAUGAGAACGCACACAGGGGAGAAACCUUUUAGCUGUAGCGAAUGUGACAGAUGUUUCAGUCAUAACAUUAGCCUGAGACUGCACAUGAGAACUCACACAGGGGUGAAACCGUACAGCUGCGAAGAAUGUGGCAAAUGUUUUUCUGUUAACAGUAACCUGAGAAUGCACAUGAAAAUUCACACAGGAGAGAAAUCGUUUUGUUGCCAGGAAUGCGGUAAAUGUUUCCGUCAUAAAAUUAGCCUGAGACUGCAUAUGAUGACUCACAGUGGUGGAGAGAAUCUUCACGGAUGUACUCAAUGCAACAAACGUUUCCCCAUCAAAUCUCUCCUGGUUAAACACAUGAUGACGCACACAGGGGAGAAAUCUAAUAGCUGCAAAGAAUGUAGCAAAUGUUUCAGUCAUAACAUUAGCCUGAGACUGCACAUGAGAAUGCACACAGGGGAGAAAUCAUAUACCUGCAAAGCGUGUGGCAAAUGUUUCCAAAACAAGACGGUUCUGACGAGGCAUAUGAGAACUCACAAAGGAGAGAAUCCAUAUAAGUGUCCUCUUUGUGUCAGUUCCCUUAUGCCGUCAAAUGAACUAAAACAUCUUUACUUGGGAGAGAAACCAGAGACCGACCAAUCAGAGAAUCCAUCGUGCCUCUGCAGCGAUUGUGGCAAACGCUUCCCAACGACGAAAACCCUGAGAGACCACAUGAGGACCACACAUGAAGAAAGAAGGCAUCCGUGCUCUGUUUGUGGAGAUUUCUUUAUGUCGUUGGGUUCUCUUAAAGUUCACCAGAAAAUACACACUGGAGAGAAACCCCACCAGUGUUCUGUUUGUGGGAAAUAUUUUGCAUUGUAGUGAUGGGAAGUUUGGCUCUUUUUACAGACUCUGAUCUUUGACUCAUUUAAAUAAAUAAAUAAACUCCUC
Molecule: messenger RNA, 2701 nt
Organism: Oncorhynchus mykiss (rainbow trout)
Lineage: Eukaryota; Metazoa; Chordata; Actinopteri; Salmoniformes; Salmonidae
Biological process (GO): regulation of transcription by RNA polymerase II
Cellular component (GO): nucleus
Molecular function (GO): RNA polymerase II cis-regulatory region sequence-specific DNA binding; DNA-binding transcription factor activity, RNA polymerase II-specific
Source: RefSeq, a predicted model, not a curated record